This is a messenger RNA of Cavenderia fasciculata, 5556 nucleotides long. RefSeq names its product polyketide synthase. NCBI's taxonomy places the organism in Eukaryota, Evosea, Eumycetozoa, Acytosteliales, Cavenderiaceae. The transcript is spliced from 3 exons. Gene Ontology annotation, molecular function: oxidoreductase activity; transferase activity. The record is from RefSeq and is a predicted model, not a curated record. Bases 1 to 5556 code for a protein of 1851 amino acids.
AUGGAUUCAUUUAUCGAUAUGAUUAAGAAUAAUAUUGACAGUUAUCGUAACAAGAUGUCAUUUGAAGAUUUUGUCAGAUAUCAGUCAAUGAAAACAAACCAUCCACCUUGCAAGAAGUUGAUCAUUGCCAAUGAUUGGGAUUCAUUCACAACUUCAAAUUUAAUUUAUGAAAAACAACAAACAUCAGUUUCAAACAUGUCUCAGUUGAACAGUGAAUCAAACAAAUCAGUGGUGAUGGUAUUCUGUGGUCAAGGUGCACAGUGGGCGGGAAUGGGUGAAAAGUUGUAUAAUCACUUUCAAGUAUUCCGUGAAUCGGUUGAUCACUUGGACAAGUUAUUAUGUCAAUACUAUCAAUACUCUAUUAUCGAUAAAUUAAGAAAUAGCAAUGAUAAAGAUAUUCAUCAUCCAAUUCUAGCUCAACCAUCAACAUUUAUCAUUCAAGUUGCAUUGGUUAAAUUAUAUCAACAUUUUGGAAUUAAUCCAUCAAUCGUUGUUGGUCAUAGUUUUGGAGAUGUAACGGCAGCAUGGUGUUCAGGAAUUGUAUCAUUGGAAGAAGCAGCAAGAAUUGUUUAUCUCAGAAGUAAAGCUCAAAAUGAAACAAUUGGAAGUGGUAGAAUGUUAUCUGUAUCAUUGUCACAUGAUAGAUAUAUUGAAUUGUUUGAAGCACAAUUUGAUGAUAUCGAGGUUGCAUGUUACAAUGCUGAAGAUUCAAUUGUAUUGGCUGGUAAUGAGAAUCAACUCAAAUUAUUAGAUCAACAACUCAAGAAUGACAAUAUAUUUAGUGCAUUCCUUGGUACACCAUGUGCAUUCCACUCAUCAAAACAAGAAUCAACAAAAGAGUACAUAUUCAAGCACUUGGAUAAUAAUAUUAAAUAUGAAUGCGAUAAACCAACGAUACCAUACUUCUCAACAACGACAUCACGAUUAAUAGAAUCAUCAUCAGAAUUUAAUGCACAAUCAAUUUUUGAUAAUCUCAGACAACCAGUACUGUUCCAACAAGCAAUUAAUAAUAUAAUCAAAAACACCAAUAAUAAUAAUAAUCAAGAGUAUAUUUAUUUAGAGAUUGCACCACAUUCAACAUUGUCGUUCUAUUUAAAGACAUUAUUAUCACAACAAAAAUCAACAACAAUCCUCUCACCAUUAAAUAGAAAAAAGGAUGAAGUCGAAUCAAUUCAAUCAUGUCUCUCACAACUCUAUUUCAUUGGUGCAAAUGUUAAUUUCACAAAUCAAUUACCCCUCAUCGGUGAUGAUGACAAUGAAUGGAAGAAUAGAACAAGAUAUCUUCCAAGAUAUCAAUGGGAUACAGAGUAUAUUUGGGAGGAACAAGAACCAUUCAAGAAGAUUAGAUUGGGAGGUGUAUCAACAACAUUGCUUGGUAUUUGUGACGAUGAAUCACUAAAGACAUAUAAAUCAUCGAUUGAUAUAAGUAGGCCAUCAUAUCAAUAUUUAAAAGGACACAAAGUAAAAGGAAAAUAUUUGUUCCCAGGAUCAGGAUACAUUGAAAACAUUAUCAAUGCAUUCCCAAACAAAGAUAUCCAUAUCCACCAUCUCGAAUUUAUUGCACCAUUCUUCUUAAAGGAUGGUGUGAUCUCCCAACUAAAGACGUCAUUUGUAUCCUCGUCGCCGGAAGACUAUCAAGUAAUAUUCCAAUAUUAUGAUAGUACAUCAACAACUUGGAUUAAAUCUGCAAUCGGUAGAUUAUCAAUCAAAGAUCCAAUCGUUCUGACCAAAAAGUAUGACAAUGUUGAUCAGCUCAAACAAGAAUCAUACAACAUUGCCAUGAUGACACAAUCAGAUGUUUAUGAAAAGUUAAUCAAAGUCGGGUUGGUGUAUGGUGAUACAUUCAAACGAGUCAACAACAUAUCAUUCAAUCAAGAUGGUUCUAUUUUGUCAGAGAUUGAUUGUAGUGCAAAAAACAAGUUUGAACAAUCAAAUACAGUUUUAAAUGCAUCGGUAUUGGAUUGUAUGAUUCAUUCAAAUAUUGUAAAGUUUAAAGGAGAACAUCAAAAAUGUGAAGUCAUAUUUGAUAGAGUUCAAGAUUUCCACAUCUUUUCAAACAAUAUUCCUCAACACCCAUGUACCUCUUUAUUCAACGUAUCAAAGACUUCAAUGAACAGUAGAAAUCGUCAACAACAAAGAGGAAAUGAAUUCAAAGGAUCACUUGAUAUUAUUGACCAACAUGGUAAUAUUAUCAUCAAAUGUGAAUCAUUGAUUUGUAAAUCAUUGACCAAAGUAUUAAAAGUACAUCAAGCCAAAUAUCCAUCAAAAUUCACCAAACGAUUAAUUAAUCAACCAAAGAAUUCACCAUCUCCAUCUCCUUCCAUCAUCCCCUCCUCUGACAAUAAUAAUAAUGUUGUUGAAUAUUUGCAAAGAUAUGUUAAAUCAUUAGAGUCUACUCAAGGAAUGAUUAGAGUAUUGGAUUUUGGAUUUGAUGAACUUCUUUCCAUUGGUAUUGCCACAAGUUUGGAGCCAACAUCAACGAUCAUUGAUUUAACUUCCCAAGAUUUCUCAUUCACCUAUCCAAUCCAUUAUCUCGAGAAUAAUAAUUUAUCAAUUAAAUUAUUUAAAGAGUUCAAUGCAUCAUUAUCGUUGAAUGACCAAGGAUUCCUUUCAAAUAGUUAUGAUAUCAUUUUAUCAUCACAAGAAUUUAUUCAAAAUAAUGAAUAUAUGACAACACAAUUAUAUCAACUAUUAAAUCCAAAUGGUCAACUCGUUGUAAUCAACAAUGAUUCAGUGGUCGUCGAUGAAAACAGCAAAGAAUUAAUCAUCAGAGAUAUUAGAUCAACACAAUUUAAAAUUCAACAUAUUAAUAAUAAUUCAACACUAGAUCAUGAAGAUAUUACAAUGAUUUAUAAAAAGGCGUCAAUUGAAGAAACCAAUUUCGAUAAUAUUGAUAAAAUAUUAUUUAUUACUCCAUCCUCCUCUUCUCCAUCCACCACUUCAACCAGAUUGAUUUCACAAGCAUCAUCAAUUUCAAAACAAGUUAAAAGUAUUUCAAGUGAUGAUUUGAUGGAUGAAAGUAAAUAUCAAUCAUUGUUGGAUUCAAUAUCAUAUCAACAAGGAGAAAAGGUUGUAAUUAUUUAUUUGGAAUCAUUGAUUGAAAUGAAUUCGAGUAAUCUUGACAAGAAAUCAAUGCAACUCAUCAGAUUACACCAAAUAUUAAGAAAGGAGCAACUACCCGUCAAAUUAAUAACAUUGAUAACUGGUCAACUCAAUCAAUGUUUGGUUCCAAUUUGCAGAGAUUAUGAUCGUCCAUCUGAUAUGUUCUCAUUUGAUUCAAUAUCAAUCAGCAUGGAUCAUCAAAGUUGUAAUCAACUAUCAAUCAACCAAAUCAUGCAAUACUCCAACAGUGAUUUCAUUGGUGAAAAGAAUAUUAAAUUGGAAUGCAAUGAUCAAGUUAUUCAAGUUAAUGUUGAAAGAAUAAUAGAUGCUCCCAAAGCAUUGGAAUUGGAUUCAAGAUUCAUCAUUAAUGAUAAACAAGAUAUUCGAGUAAAGUUUGAAAAGGAUUCAAAAUACCAUUUGAGAGCAAAGGCAGAGGUCAUCGAAGAUUAUCAAGUUGAAGUUCAAGUCAAAGCAGCAUCAGUCAAUUUCAAAGAUCUUAUGACUUUGGAAGGUAGAGUCGAUCAAAAAAGAAAUAUACUUGGUGAUAUUUAUGAUCCUCUAUUGGGACAAGAUCUUGCAGGUAUCGUGACAAGAAUCGGAGCCAAAGUAACAAACUUCAAGAUUGGUGAUCAAGUGUAUGGCCUGUCUCAUGGGUUUACCACUUUUUCAGUUGCCUUGGAAAACAAUCUAGUUCACAAGCCAAAGGAACUCUCAUUUGUUGAAGCUGCAUCUCUACCGGUUACAAUGGGAACUGCCUACACGAUACUCAAAAAAGCCAGUAUUGUAUCGACCGAUUCAAUUCUCAUUCACAGUGCAACUGGUGGUGUCGGUUUGUCAAUAUUAAAUAUUUUAAAGCACAAACAACACACUGGCAAGGUGUUUGUGACAGUUGAAUCAGAUGAAAAGAAACAUUAUCUCGAACAACACUAUGGUGCACUUAUCACUGCCGUUCUGUCAUAUGACAACUUUUUACAAUCGGUUUUGGAGAUGACCGAAGGUUCUGGUGCAAAUUAUGUAAUCAACACACUAGAUUAUACCAGAAUGAACAAUAACAUCAAAUGCCUUUGCGAGAAUGGAAUUGUUAUUGAUUUGUCAUUAGAGAACACUGAUAUGGGACCAUUCAAAGCCGACAAGGGAUACUUGCCAUUCCAACACAGAUUGGAAUAUGUGCAAUACCACAACAAGAUCAAGAAACUGAUCAUUGAAGAACGCUUGGAAAUACCACCUAUCAAGGUAUUCCCAUGUCAAGAAAUACCUGAAGCCGUAGAGUACAUCAGAACAAGAAAACAUAUUGGAAAGGUUGUCAUUGAUUAUGAAAAUGCUGAAAGAAAUUUGGUCGAGCCAAUGUUUAAUGACAAGAGAAGAAAGAGAGUAGAAAGAGUAGAUUAUCAACUUGAUGGUGUUCAAGAUACUCUUCUCAUCACUGGUCAAACAGGAGUUGCUGUUGAAUCGCUUCAUUAUAUCAUCAAACAUGCACCUCAACUACGUGAUAUUAUUGUUGUUUCCUAUUCAUCACCAAAAUAUGAAAUUCAAUUAUUAAUGAAUCAUAUCAACAAACACCAAGCAACACACCAACUCAGAUUACAUUAUGUUCAAUGUGAUAUUGGAAAUUAUGAUCAACUCUCUUCAUCAAUUCAACAACUUUACAAAAAUGACUCAAGCAUCAAACCAGUCAAAUCAGUUAUACAUUGUGCCAAUACCUAUGUAUUUGCAGAUGCAGAUGAUGUGACAAUAGAGAAUCAUCGACAAGCAAUGAUGGCCAAAGCAAUUGGUGCAUUGAAUCUUCAUAAUCUAUUUGAAGAGUUGCAAUGGAAAUUAAAUCAUUUCCAUUUACUGUCAUCGAUUGCUCAAUACUCUGGAAGAGAAAGUUUCAGUUAUGCAGUUGCCAAUUCAUUCCUCGAUCAUCUUGCUCAACACCGUAGAAAUUGUGGAUUAGCAGCAACAUCUAUUAUUUGGGGAUCGAUUGGAUCAACUGGAAGAGUUGCAAUUAGUAAACUAUCAAAUGAAGCAUUGUCAAGUAUUGGAGCACAUAUGAUGCCACUCUCAACAGUAUAUGGAGUACUCAGAUCAUCGUUUAUCGAUUCUGAUACUCCAUUUACAAGUAUUAUUUGUGCAGCCAUUCAAAUCGAUAGAUUCCUCUCUGAAACACCAAAUCUCUCACAUUUAUUCUGUCAUUCGUCACACAUUGUAUCCAAGAAAUCAACAAACAGCGGUGACAACCAAGACAAUAUGAAUGACAAGAUUAUUGAAUUCAUUGCAUACUUGCUCUCGAUUGAAAAGAACCUAUUAAAUGGUGACACCAAACUCAAAGAUUAUGGAGUAGACUCUAUGAAUGCUAUUCAAAUCAAAUCAUGGAUUGAAGGAGAGUUUAAACAAUCCAAUCUAAUCAAUCAAUCUCAAAUAUCAAAUGGUACAAUCAAUUCAAUCAUUGAAAAUAGACUAAUGAGAAAAUAA